AUGAUUCAAUUACCUGAUAUACCAAUAAUACCUAUCUCAAUCACAUCAACUCCAAACAAUUUAGAACCAUGGAUUCAAGAAAUUUUAAAUAAAAGAUUAACCAUAUUUACAAAUUUUAAUAAUUAUUCAAAUUUUAUAAAUAAUCUUGAAGAUUAUUUAAAUUUUAUCUUUGUUAAAGUAAUGGAAUAUGGUAAUAUUGAUAAUUAUAAUGAUGUUUUUGAACAAACUAAUGGGAUAAUUAUAAGUGAUUCAAUACCUUGGAAUUUACCAAUAACUAAAAUCAAGAAACAAGAUCAAUUUCAAUGGAAUUUACAAAAUGAAUUAAUAAUUUUAAUGAUAAAUUUAUCACAAUUAUAUAAUUUAAAAAGCGGAGAAAUUAUAAAAUUAAUAAUGGAUAAAGAUAAUAAUCUUGAAACCCAAAAAUUAUGGUUAAAUUCAUUUAAAAUUUUUAAAAAAUCAUUAGAAUUUAUAAAUUUUUUAAAAAAUCAACAAAUAAUUAAUACAUCCAUAUGGGAAAUUUCAACAAUUUUCAUACAAUUUAAUGAAAAUUUAAUUAAUUGUUCAAUACAAUUAAGUUUCUUGACAAAAACCAUAUGGACUUUAAAAAAUAUUGAUUAUGAAAUAAUGUCAGAAAAUUCAAUAAAUUAUUCAACUUUAUCAAGAUUAUCAAUUUAUAUUAAACAAGAAUUAAAUAAUAUGUUGAGUAUAUUGAAAACUCAAAAUGAUUCAAAAUGGACACAAUAUAUUGAAAAUUUGAUUAAAUAUAUAAAUGGAUAUUUAGGUAUAUUAUUAUCAAUUGAAAAUUAUAAACAAGAUAAAAUUGGUUAUAGUAUUGGAUUUUUAAAUUUUUCAAUUGAAAAUAUUACAAGGAAGUCAAAUUCAAAUGAAUUUGAAGAAGAUUCUAAACUGAAAAAGAAAUUUACAAAUUUUAAAACAAAAUUUAAUUCAAAUGAUUUACAAAAAAUAAACAAUAAACUCAGGUUAAACCAGAAUUUAAUUGAAAAAUUCACCAACAAUUCAAUAAUUUUAAUAGAUUUACAAAAUUUAUUUGAAUUAUUAAAAAUUUUAAAUUUAAAAUAUAAUUUAGAAAAUAAUAAUUUAAAAUUUGAUUCAAUACCAACAUCACAAGAAUUAUUAAUACAUUAUUUACCCCAGGGAAGAUCAAUACCCAUAGAUUCCAAAAUAUGGACACCAAGUUUUAUUCAAACAAUUGAAAAAUCAUCAUCUGGAUAUUACUAG
This is a messenger RNA of Hansenula ciferrii, 1239 nucleotides long. RefSeq lists its product as uncharacterized. The record is from RefSeq and is a predicted model, not a curated record. The transcript has a single exon. Bases 1 to 1239 code for a protein of 412 amino acids. NCBI's taxonomy places the organism in Eukaryota, Fungi, Ascomycota, Saccharomycetes, Phaffomycetales, Wickerhamomycetaceae.